AUGUCAGAUAUCUUACCGCAUCCCCUAUCCUCCCUUCACACCACUCCUCGACGUACCACCGCCCUCUCCUCCCUCCCCCUCGAGAUCAUCACGCAGAUCGCCCUCCACCUAGACGCUCCCUCUGCCGUCUCCCUAUCGCGCGUCUCCCGUAUCUUUCACGGUCCGACCGAGAGGCCGAUCUGGCGGAAUAUCGACUUAUCCGUCGCCGAGAGGCCUCUUCUCCAGCCCAUUCCGUCACGCGAUAGGGGCGCUCUGGACGUCAGAUGCAGAGGGGAUACCUCUAGCACAUCCGAAGCCGAGCAAGAUCGCUGGGUGCUGCAGCGGCAGAAGAUCAAGAGCAUCAUGGCGCAAGGCGACGCGAGGACAUGGGACCUCGUCGAAACCCUCAGGAUCGCCCCUCAACCAAGAAGCUCCCACCUCUCGUUAGCCUUCCUCGAUCUCGUAGGUCCAGGCCUGUGCGAGCUGGUCAUAGAAGCACCGCUCGGACCGGAGUUAGAUGGGGGCGACUUGACAGCUUAUCACGGACCCCUUUCGGUCAAGCUGCUCGACGCCUGCUUCUUUACGCCGCAUCUCGCCUAUCUUCGGAUCACGGAGAUCUCGUCGCGCGUAACGCAACUCAUCAGUACACUCCUCAUGAUGGCCUCCUCUCUGCUCUCACUCGAUGUGGAGGUCUUGCCGCUUCCUACACAAACUACCCAAGUCGACAAGGACACUCUCCAAUUACCGCCGGAGUUCAUUCAUGCCAAAUUGCAGAGGCUCCGGAUCGCCUCCCAACGCGGAAUCACCUGGGGACAAACGGACAGGUACGACUCCUACACGGCUAUCCAUGAGAUCAUCCAAUAUCUACCUUGCAUCCGGCAGCUUUCGCUGACAUGCGAAUCAGAGCGCUGCUAUCCAAAAGACGACGAGUACUGCGACGUGUUCGCGUACCUCAUGGCGAAGGAUGAGGAUCCUCCGCGCGAGAUGCUGCGGGACUUGUACUGGGGCCAUCACCCAUGUGCUUUCGGCAAAUCGUUGGAUUUUGGCUACCUGCCCAUCCUCCCAAACAUGCACUCCAUAUACCUCCCAAUUGCGACCACCGCUACUUCCCUCCCAUCCCUCCCCUCAUCCCGUCUUUCCGGUGGCGCAUCCGACAACCAUCCUGUGCGACAGAUGAUGCCCCAAUUUGCCGCUACGCUCCGCGAAAGCCCCCACCUGCGCUACAUCCGGUCCAGCACCGGCGUCAAGCACGACGACACCGAUUUCUUCGACCGGCUAGACAGGCUCGCCCUGGCGGGCGACAACGAUAUCAUCGGAGUCGUAUCCUCCAUUCGCUACGGGGAACAAGAGGUGCUUCAUGCCGAGCUACUCCUACCCUUUGCGCAGAUCGAAGCGCCGGCAGCAGGUCCGGUGUUUACCAAGACUACCGCGGCGAUCCACUACAUCUCCGAGGACGGCACGGAGCGCGCAGCCUAUUUCGAGGCUCUGCCGCAGCCUGCUGAAAGUCAAUAUAGCGACUUCGAAGGCGAGGCGGUCCCAGUCGAGGUCAUUGCUGAGAUUUAUCGGGUGGAGGGGCUGGAGUGGCCACGUGAUUCUGGCAGGGGGGUUGAGGUCGGAGAGGCGGCCUGGGAGGUCCUACUGGACUGGCAGCUGCUCCAGGACUUGCAGAAAGCGACGGCGUGGACGGAGAGGAGGCAGGGCGACGGUGUGAAGACUUAG
Molecule: messenger RNA, 1698 nt
Organism: Dioszegia hungarica
Lineage: Eukaryota; Fungi; Basidiomycota; Tremellomycetes; Tremellales; Bulleribasidiaceae
Exons: 3
Coding region: 1-1698 (565 amino acids)
Molecular function (GO): protein binding
Source: RefSeq, a predicted model, not a curated record